Pantherophis guttatus is the source of this 1067-nucleotide messenger RNA. The record is from RefSeq and is a predicted model, not a curated record. Lineage: Eukaryota; Metazoa; Chordata; Lepidosauria; Squamata; Colubridae.
UGUGGCUCAGAACUAUCAUGUUUCUACGUGAUCCUGAAAAUAAAGAGAGUGCAUCAUUUAGGAAGGUUUGGAUCCUGAUGAAUCCAAUUGAUUUCAUCCUGUUGGGAUUUCAAAGGAGUUGGGAUCUCCAGUUGUUCCAUGGGGCUCUUUCCUUUGCUGUGCAUUCAAGAGACAUUCAAGGCUUUAAAGAAUUUCUUCAAGUCAUCAAACCUUCAGCCCACAAAGAUGCAUUUCUUCAAGAGGUUUGGGAGCAAUUGUUUGACUGUCUUUUUUCAAAGGCAGACUUAUCUUCAUUGAUCAAUGAAACUUGUAGUGGGGAAGAGAAUUUGGAGAAUCUGCCUGCACCUCUGUUUGAAUUUCAGAUGACUGGCGAAAGCUACAGUAUCUAUAAUGCUGUUUAUGCAGUGGCACAUUCUUUGCAUGAGGCACUGAGAUCAAAAUCCCAACCAAGAGAGAUUCAAAGGGUUGAAUUACCAAUUCUGCUGUCUUGGCAGCUCCAUUCGUUUCUUCAAGGCAUUUCUUUCAACAAUUCAGCUGGGGAGAGAGUGUUCCUAAAUCAGAAAGGGGAAGCAACAGGUGGAUUUGACAUCACCAACUUGAUCACUUUUCCAAAUAGAUCCUUUCAGAGAGUUAGAGUUGGAAAGAUGGAUCCUCAUAUUCCCAACGUGAAGGAAUUAAUCAUUGAUGAAGAGCUGAUUGUGUGGCACCCCGCUUUUAACCAGGUGUGCUCUUGUUUGAUCAACUCCUCCUUGAUCCAUUAUGAUCCAAUAUUGAACGCAAUCUCUUUACAAAUCUCAUGUGUGAUUUUUGAAAUGCUAUCUUCUGUAGAAACAUUGUCGAUGAUCAUCAAAUUGAUAAAAUGACAUUACAAUUUAAAAGACAGGUAUUCAUAGUUGAGUUGCAUUUCCAUUUGAAAUCACAGGAGUCACAUUGUUUCCAUAAUACUGUAAUCACAUAUAUUUCUUUAUUCACCCUGCCAUUCUCCAAACAUGCCCUUUGCGCAUCCUUAUAAUGUCAACAUUUUAAUGGAUAGUAUAAAUAUGCAAUGGCUCAGUGGUUACAGACAC